Molecule: messenger RNA, 3274 nt
Organism: Kickxella alabastrina
Lineage: Eukaryota; Fungi; Kickxellomycota; Kickxellomycetes; Kickxellales; Kickxellaceae
Exons: 2
Coding region: 310-3165 (951 amino acids)
Biological process (GO): translation reinitiation; formation of cytoplasmic translation initiation complex
Cellular component (GO): eukaryotic translation initiation factor 3 complex, eIF3e; multi-eIF complex; eukaryotic translation initiation factor 3 complex, eIF3m
Molecular function (GO): mRNA binding; translation initiation factor activity
Source: RefSeq, a predicted model, not a curated record
GAGAAUAGUAGCGCAGAAUUGAAUCUCAUGCAUUUUGGCAGGUGUGCCGUUUAUUCUUUUUCUUUUUCCCCUCUUUUUCUUACCUUUUUUUUCCUCUGAAAUUCUGGAUCUUUUUGUAAUCCGCUAUUUUUUAUAUUUAUAUAUUCAGACGCCUAGUGUUGCCUUCUUGUUGAAAUUUCAAUUGCAGAGGCCAUUAAAAUCGGUGAUUUAUAUUUUUUUUACGAGGAAUCCAGUCUGAACAGCACAUUAAAAAAGAAGGAAUUCAACGCGUAAAGCAUAAAACCACAAGGCUUGUACAAUAAUUUAAACAUGCCUCCUACUUUCCAGAGCGCUGAGAAUGUGCUCAAGCGCGCAAAUGAGCUUAUCAACGUUGGACAAUCGGCCACUGCCCUCCAGACCCUGUACGAUGUCCUUAUGAACAAGCGCCUGCGCAACGCCAACGCAGCCAAUACCGAGCCCGUGCUCCUCAAGUUUGUUGAGCUCAGCAUUGCGCAGCGCAAGGGCAAGGAGCUGAAGGAUGGUGUGUUGCAGUACCGCAACAUUGUGCAGCACAAGAACCCCGAGUCCAUGGCGACCGUGGUCAUCACGAUGCUGGACACCAUUACCGAGCGCGUCACGCAGGCGCAGCAGAACGCCGAACGCGUUCUUGGCGAUGAGGUCGAGGACCUCGAUGAGACCGAGUCCCCCGAGGACAUAAUUCUGAGCUCGGUCAGCGGUGAGCAGACACGCGACCGCACGGACCGCGCGCUUGUGACGCCCUGGCUCAAGUUCCUGUGGGAGGCGUAUCGCAACCUGCUGGACAUCCUGCGCAACAACGUGCGUUUUGAAGUGCUGUACCAGACCAUCAGCAGAAAGGCGAUUGAUUUUUGCAAGACGUACGAGCGCAAGACCGAGUUCCGCAGGCUGUGCGAGCUUCUGCGCAACCACCUUCAGGGCGUUGCCAAGUACUCGCACCAGCAGAACUCGAUCAACCUGUCGAACCCGCAGUCAAUGCAGCUGUUCCUCGACACGCAGUUCCACCAGCUGAACACAGCCACCGAGAUGGAGCUGUGGCAGGAGAGCUUCCGCUCGAUCGAGGACAUCCACAACCUCAUCCAGCAGUCGAAGCGGCCGGUCAAGCCCCAGGCGAUGGCCAACUACUUUGAAAAGCUGACACGCAUCAUGUACGUGGCCAAGAACCCGCUGUUCCUGGCGGCGGCGUGGCACCGGUACUACAACUAUAUUUUCCGUCAGACCAAGGUGUUCUCGGAGGAGGAGCUGCAGAAGGUGGCCAACAACGUGCUGCUGUCGACGCUGGCGGUGCCCAUCAUCAAGCCAUCGUCGCGCGUGCUUUCCGCGGACGCGACGGAGAACAAGUACCGCACCCAGCAGUUCACCAACCUGCUGUUCAUCAGCUCGGCGCCCACGCGUGCCAGCCUGAUCAACAGUCUGAUGGCCGGGGAUAUCCUCACGCGCGUGCGUCCUGAGCUCCGCCCGCUGUUUGACCUUGUCGAGGAGCAGUUCCACCCGCUGUCGAUCUGCAAGAAGCUCGCGCCGGUGCUCUCAGAGCAGAUUGCCACGAACGCGGACGACGCCAAGUACGGCAAGCUGCUGUGCAACGUUAUCCUGACCCGUCUGCUGCAACAGCUCUCGCAGGUAUACACUUCGGUGCAGCUUGACUUUAUCAUCCGCCUGGCCAAGUUCCCCGAGCCCUACGCCAUGACAGCAUCGCAGAUCGAGCGGUUCAUCAUGAACGGAGCAUGGCGCGGCGAGUUCCAGCUGCGCAUCGACCACCAAUCGCGCUCAGUUGUCUUUGACACGGAUCCGUUCAACAGCUCGCAGUCGUCGAGCAACGGCGCGCAGCUGCAGGCGUCAGCGUCGGACCUGAUGCGGUCGCAGCUCAGCUCGCUGGCGAUCUGCCUGUCCAACGCGCAGCGUGUUGCGUGCCCCGACUACGUCGCAAGCAAGCAGGUCGAGAAGGCCGCCACGGUUAGCGCUGCCCUGCAGAUCAUUGCCGAGGAGCACCGCGUGAUGGUUGCGCGCAAGCUGGUCAUUGACCGGCGCAAGGAGAUUAUCGAGGACGCGCUGGCGCGCAAGGAGCGCACAGAGGCGCGCGAGCGUGCCCUGCGGCAGCAGCGCGAGCAGGAGCUUGAGCGCGCGCGCAUUGCCGAGGACCAGCAACGGCGUGAGACUGAGCGCGCGCAGAAGGAGCGCGACGCCAUCCAGCGCAUCGAGGCCAAGAAGCUGGCGGAUUCGAUCAAGGAGAAGGCCGGCAUUGACGUCAGCGUCGAUGACCUCGAGCAGAUGGACACGACCAGGCUGCUGGAGCUGCAGGUCGAGCAGAUCGAGAAAGAGAAGCUGGACAAGCAGACCCGUCUCAACGUACUUGCGCGCAAGGUCGACCACACGGAGCGUGCCUAUCGCCGCCACGAGCAGCCUCUGCUGGAGGACGACUACGCCAACCAGAAGCUGGCCGACAGCAAGAACCACGAGGCCGCGCGCAAGGCCCUCCUGUCACAGACCAGGGACAAGCAUGCACACGAUAUCCUGCUCAAGCAGCGGUUCACGCGCAUGUUCAGCGACUUCAACUUGGUGCGCUCACAGCUCGACCAGGGUCGCUCCGAGGCCCUGGCUGCCGAGCGCAAGCGCAUUCGCGAUGAGCUUGCGGCUGCCAAGGAGGAGCGUCUGCAGGAGUACCUCAGCGUGAAGGCGGCGGUAGAGGCCGAGGCCGAGCGCGAGAAGGCUGAGCGCGAGGCUCGUGAGGCUGAGGUCGAGCAGGCCAAGGCCGCCCGGGCGGCAGAACUCGCCAGGCUGCGCGAGGAGCUGCUUGCUCAGCGCGUCAGGGACCAGGAGAUCCUUAACCAGAGGCUGGAGCGCGAGCGCCAGCGCGAGCUGGACGCUGAGCUUGCCAAGGCUGCGGCCAGCAACAAGUAUGUGCCGCCCUCUCGCCGCACCCCUGGUGCGGUUGCUACGCCCCCGGCUGCUCCCGCUGCUGCUGGCUCGGCCUCGCCCAGGCUUGGGGCGUCCACUGGACCCUCCAAGUACGUGCCGCCCAGCCGCCGCGUCCCUGGUGCUGCUGGUACACCGCCGCUCCCGGCCGCUCCCGCUGCUGCUGGCUCGGCCUCGCCCAAUCUGGACGCUUCUGCUGGAUCCUCCAAGUACGUGCCCCCUAGCAGGCGUCGUUAGGAACUUGGGUAGGACUAUUUAGUAAACCGCUUGGUUGCCCUCUUUCUUCUGUUUAUGCCUUGGCUUGUGUUUUUCUCACUAUCAGAAACGAAAUUAAAUAUAUUAUAAU